CGAAAUAAUGCCAGAGACUUCGAAAGGCUUCGCGACACCAAACAAAGGUUUGGAGACACCGUAAGGGUGUUCACUUUUGUUAUAGUGUAGAAGAAGAUAUAGAUAGAAGAUAGAUAGAACGAUCAUUGAAAGGGUAUUCCUGAAGCUAUGCUAGAAAAGAUUGCAAAAGUGGCAUCACAAGAAGAAGAACGGAAGGAUUUUUUGAGGAAGUCAAUGUUCUCAAGCCUUAAAGAUAGAGGUGGUGAGGACCGGGUCUACACAGCUGCCAAGGGGGCUGCAUUCUUAGCCCAUAAUAGUUUUUCUCGUAUUAGUUGGACUAGAGUGGAGGACGAAGUGUUCUUGGAAGACCCUGAUGCAUUAAUACAUGUGCAGUGGGAGGUUUUGAAAGCUCUUAUGAUUCUUGUAUUAAGUGUUUAUGAUAUGGAAGAUUUUAUUCGAAUUGCUUACGAGGAAGAGUUGAAUGCUGAGCGUAAUAAGUUUAUGUUUGAUUUAUUCAGAUUGCACAAGACUACUAACGAAGCUAUUCUGGCCAUUGCUCGUUGGGAGAUGAAGUUGGAUGAUUUUAUCCUUCUUCAUGAAUAUGAUGUUAAUAGUCUCUUAGAGAAAAACGUAUUUGUGCAGCAACAGACAACACCACAAGACUUGCUGAUCCAUAAGGAUGUGCGUGUGUCUGAACUCUUAAUCCAAUGUACGGUGAUUGUUAUGAAGCAGUUGCGACCAUUGAAGAGAAAUUAUGCAAUGCACCUAAUGAUGGAAUUGACCCAAGAGAAGUGUCGUGGUAUCACUGAUGUUCUAUUGCUGGAGCCUUGGGGGUGCUUCGAUUUCUUGGAGCUGCAUAGGCUUGAGCCGCCUGUCCAAUUUGUUGGGCUUGAUGUACUUGCUUGUCAAAUAUUUGAAGCCAUGGACCAGUUAAUAGAAUGGAAAGGGCUUGAGUUACACAAGUCCAUGAAAUCAGCUACAUUUCCCUUGCGGUCAGGUGUCUUUGGAAAUUGUACAGAAGAGGUAAUUGAGGUUGUUGGACAUGCUGACUGUGAAAGAAGGUCAGAAGGACAUCGUUUUAUUAGCUCACAUCAUCUUUUAUUGGGCCUGCUUCGCACAAGGAUUGGAGGAAGUGUCCUGAAGUUUGUGCAGUUACGACAAGCUCUUGAGGAACCUGUGAGAAAUCCUAGAUAUUGCAUAUACGGGACAGCACAGUGUUUAGCUGGUGUUGACAAAAUACAACUUGAACACCUGUUUUUAGCAAUUAUGUUCUUAGAGCUUGGGAGAAAUUUUUUUUCUUUGCGAGACGAAAUAAUUGAGAUUAUAGAACAAGAAGAUUUGUCUAUGGAUGAGUGCGUCCUCAAACUUGGCAACCUGUGCUUGCUUGAAGGACUUAAAUGUGCCCCGCAAAAGGAUUUCCGAAGCAACAGCUUGGACAAUAACAAAAAUGCAUGGAAUGCUGGCUUGAGUAGCAAAAGAUUUAAUGUGUUCUUAGAAGGUCUAUUGAAGCUCACUAGAAGACAAGCUGGAAAGACUUCUGAGGGCAGUGUUUGGGGUUUUAUAAGUAGUGUUUCCAAAUUCUGGGAGCCACAAGCUCUCAAGCUUCGUGUCUAGCAGGACUCUUAUGCACUUUAGCAAAGGAGUUAAUGAAUACAUAGUCCUAAUAAUGAGAUGGUGGGCAAAUUAUACCAUUUCAUUGGUUGGGCACAUGAAUACGUACUCUAUGUGAGCUAUUAAAUAACUUCUGGUAUAUUGUUGUAUUGUGUAUUUAUGUUUGUGGGGGUAAUUGGAAUUAUUGUGUUUGGCAUGGUUCGGUUUCAUGAUUUUAUUAAUGAUGUUGGGCUCGUUUAUAUUAUGAUUCA
Molecule: messenger RNA, 1841 nt
Organism: Camellia sinensis
Lineage: Eukaryota; Viridiplantae; Streptophyta; Magnoliopsida; Ericales; Theaceae
Source: RefSeq, a predicted model, not a curated record